This is a messenger RNA of Bactrocera neohumeralis, 1997 nucleotides long. It is a transcript of the gene RanGAP, whose product is annotated as ran GTPase-activating protein. The transcript has 7 exons. Gene Ontology annotation, biological process: signal transduction; activation of GTPase activity; nucleocytoplasmic transport. Gene Ontology annotation, molecular function: small GTPase binding; GTPase activator activity. Gene Ontology annotation, cellular component: cytosol; nucleus; perinuclear region of cytoplasm. NCBI's taxonomy places the organism in Eukaryota, Metazoa, Arthropoda, Insecta, Diptera, Tephritidae. The record is from RefSeq and is a predicted model, not a curated record. The coding region runs from base 153 to 1916 and encodes 587 amino acids.
AGCUGCAAAGCGGCGAAAAAGCGGCUUUAUUUCUGAAUAACCUACAAAACAAGCGUACCAACAAAAAUAUUUGAAAUUUGCAAGCAUUGUAAAGAUUCGCAAGUGUAUGAUUUAGUUAUUUCUGCAGUGAUCAAAUUUUUACGUUAUCAAUAAUGUCUAAUUUUAAUUUCGGAACAAUUGCACAAGAGUUGCAUGAUGUGCAGGAAGAGGGACUCUCGUUUGAGGAUAAACAACUAACUUGGGAUACAGCUGAGGAUGUCGCUGAUAUUGUUAAGGCUUUGGAAACAACAAAAGUUGUCCACUACCUAAAGUUGGGUGGUAACACCUUGGGCAUUGAUGCGGCGGCUGCUAUUGCAAAAGGCCUUGAGAAGCACCCGGAAUUUCAUAAAGCAUUGUGGUAUAAUAUGUUUUCAAGAAGACUCAAAACCGAGACACCAUUGUCACUAAAGCAUUUGGGUAAUGGUUUAAUGGUAGCCGGUGCCAAACUUACAGUAUUGGAUUUGAGUGAUAAUGCUCUGGGUCCAAAUGGUAUGGUUGGACUAGAGGAUCUUUUGCGUUCGCCAGUAGUUUACUCAUUGCAAACAUUGCGAUUGAAUAAUUGCGGUUUGGGUAUUGGUGGUGGCCAAAUGCUUUCAAAAGCUAUAUUGGAUUGCCAUAAGAGCAGUGUUGCCGCCGGAACACCACUUAAGUUGAAAGUUUUUAUUGCCGGUCGCAAUCGUUUGGAAAACGAUGGUGCUAAAGCUAUAGCAAAAAUAUUUUCUACACUAAAAACUUUGGAAGAAAUAGCAAUGCCACAAAAUUCCAUAUAUCAUGCGGGCAUUGCUGCAUUAGCAAGCGGCUUCAAAGAGAACCCUAACUUGCGCAUUCUGAAUUUGAACGACAACACAGUAACUGAGAAAGGCGCAGCUUCACUGGCAGAAGCAUUUGCAUACACGCCAAUGUUGCAAGAUAUUAAUUUUGGUGAUUGUCUGCUCAAAACUCAUGGCGCCUAUCAUUUUGCUGAGGCAUUAAGCGAAAACCAUAAUCAACUCGAGGUGGUGGAUUUGGGGUUCAAUGAAAUCGGCGCAGACGGCGGUGUUGUUUUGGCGGAAGCUUUACAAAAUAAGACAAAUUUAAAGAGGCUUAACUUAGAUGGCAACCAAUUUGGUUAUGAAGGACGUGAGCGUGUUAAGGAGAUUAUAGAGACAUUCGCGAAUCCAAAUGCAUUAGAGAGCCUUGAAGAAGAUCAAUCGGAGUGCGACGAUGAUGAAGAUGAGGACGGAGAUGACGACGAUGAAGAGGAUGAUGAUGAUGAAGAAGAUGAUACUACUGAGGAAGUCGAUGAAGAUGAGGAAUACCAAGAUGAAGAUGCCGACGAAGAGGGCGAUGAAGCGUACAUAACAUCUCCCGCUUUUACAACAAAUAUGUUUGGUGCAAAUGAUACAUUUAUGUCUGCUAAAAAUGUUCAAUUUGUUGAACAAGCGACACCAGCAAAGCCAGUUACCGUUGAAUCAUUUUGUCUGAGUCAGAAACCUUGCAGCAUACAAGCAUUCGAGUCACUGCAGGAGACAGAUAAAUUGAAGGCCUUCAAAAGCAUUAUUGAGCAAUUCACCGACGAUAAUCGCCUACUAUUGCUAAUUUUUACGACAUUGAAAUGUGCGCACCUCUCUGAAUCAUCGCCCGCGGCAUUGGAUUUAGCAAAAGCGCUUUAUAAAGAGACAGUCGACUAUGCUGUGGAAACGAAACAAGAGCGUCGCGUUUUGAAUUACAUGCUGAUGCAGCUGGGUUUGCUGCGUAGCGAAGAAAAGUUCACGAGUCCCUACGACUUGAAAAGUUGUCGUUACGCGCUACGCGAGACACUUAAAUCUAACCCACAGUUUGGCAGUGAGCAUAUGCGUAACGCUUUCAAUAUUUUCCUACAACAAUUGGAUGGUUGAAAGUAUAGAAUGUUAAGAAUUUCAUGUAUUUUUGUAAGGUUUUUAAAAAUAUAUUGUAUAAGUUAUGAUUCCCGGUUUAAA